Molecule: messenger RNA, 801 nt
Organism: Camellia sinensis
Lineage: Eukaryota; Viridiplantae; Streptophyta; Magnoliopsida; Ericales; Theaceae
Source: RefSeq, a predicted model, not a curated record
AAAAUCAGUGAAUCAGUUGGUUGUAGUCAAAAUUUUCUGCAUGAUUUUAGAGAGAAUCUUUUUGAUUUUGCAGAGAAAAGUUUAAAAUCAUGGAGACCCAAUAGAUCUGUGCUUGUUAGCACGUCUACGGAAGCAUCAACAAAACAAGACUGUCCACUGAAGGUUCCUAAUCUUAUUGAAGGGAAAUUUGUGGAUUCACAAGCUUGUGCAAUAAUUGAUGUCAUAAAUCCCGCAACACAAGAGGUGGUUUCUCAAGUUCCUUUAACUACCUAUGAAGAGUUCAAAGCUGCAGUUAGUGCAGCGAAACAAGCUUUUUCUUUGUGGAAGAACACACCUGUUACUGCUCGUCAACGCAUCAUGUUCAAGCUUCAAGAGCUCAUUCGCAGAGAUAUUGAUAAGCUUGCCAUGAACAUCAGUACAGAGCAGGGGAAGACUUUGAAUGGCGCCAAAAGCGACGUACUCUGUGGUUUAGAGGUGGUUGAACAUGCUUGUGGAAUGGCAAGUCUCCAAAUGGGGGAGUUUGUUCCCAAUGCAUCUAAUGGAAUUGAUACCUACUGCAUUAGAGAACCACUGGGUGUUUGUGCUGGGAUCUGUCCCUUCAACUUUCCAGCAAUGAUUUCCUUAUGGAUGUUUCCUAUUGCAGUAACAUGUGGCAAUACAUUUAUUUUGAAACCUUCUGAGAAAAAUCCAGGUGAUUGUCACCUCCUUUUAGCUUUGGUCGUUAUGAAUUUAAUCUCAAUUUGCUGCUUUCUAAGUCAAUUUUUGAAAGUUAAUGAGAUAUUGUAGAAGUGUAUGCAUCUU